Messenger RNA from Thermothielavioides terrestris NRRL 8126, 637 nucleotides. RefSeq lists its product as uncharacterized. The record is from RefSeq and is a predicted model, not a curated record. The transcript is spliced from 3 exons. Lineage: Eukaryota; Fungi; Ascomycota; Sordariomycetes; Sordariales; Chaetomiaceae. The coding region runs from base 108 to 557 and encodes 149 amino acids.
GGUGUUUGGAAACUGCUGUUGAGGAGUGAGGGCGUGUGAUGCACCUGACUUUCGAGAAGAGCAAGGGAGAAGAAGGUCUUGUCGUGUCGCUGCAAGCAUAGAGAAGUAUGGCGGGCAUACCGAAAUUCUCGGACGAGGAGAGCGACAACGGCUGUGACCUGGCGUCAGCUUAUCUCAGACCUCAGACCAGUAUUGGGCUGUAUUGGCCCGCUGCGCGGGCCUCAAACCGGCUUAGCCUGCACCACUGCCCCACUACACUGCCUGUGGCCAAUCAGAGCGCCCAUCGCAAUUUGAGCCCAAACUGGUCUGAGUGCAAAGGUCGUGAUUUGGCCCGGUCAGGGCACGCAAGGAGCAGGGCGAAUUGCGCCGACAGCCACAACACCAUCAAAACUGGGUAUUUUGGCGAUCCGAUGCCUACGUUGGCCAGGAGGAUGGCCGCAAGCCCAGGAAGAUGCCCGCGUUGGCCAGGAUGCCCGCAAACCCAGGAAGAUGCCCACAAGCCCAGGAUGCCCGCGAUCAAGCUCGUCAAAGUCCAUUUUCCACACCCUCCGGGCUAGGGUUCAGCUAAAAGGUCUGAUCAGGGGGCGGAAAAACAGGCUCUGAGGAUCGCCUAGAGCCGGGCAACGUCGCUGUCAAA